This is a messenger RNA of Penicillium vulpinum, 864 nucleotides long. RefSeq names its product SDR family oxidoreductase. Gene Ontology annotation, molecular function: oxidoreductase activity. The transcript is spliced from 2 exons. The record is from RefSeq and is a predicted model, not a curated record. Bases 1 to 864 code for a protein of 287 amino acids. NCBI's taxonomy places the organism in Eukaryota, Fungi, Ascomycota, Eurotiomycetes, Eurotiales, Aspergillaceae.
AUGGCUACUACUAAACUCACCUGGCUAAUUACCGGCUGCUCCUCUGGCUUUGGCCUUUCCUUGACCCGCGCCGCCCAGGCUGGCGGACACAAGGUCAUUGCAACCUCGCGCAACCCAUCGCGGACCCCAGAUCUGGUUGCCGAGAUUGAGUCUAAGGGGGGCAAAUGGGUCCAACUUGAUGUGGACAGCCGCGACAGCGGCAAUAUAAUCACCAACCUCGAAAGCUGUGGCGACCAUAUUGACGUCCUGGUUAACAACGCCGGCUAUUCUAUUCACGCCCCUGUCGAGACUUUCGACGAGGAUGAAGUGAGAUCCCAGAUGGAGACGAUGUACUUUGGGCCCUUACGUCUUAUCCGGGCCGUCCUACCCUAUAUGCGCCAGCGAAAGUCCGGUAUGAUAGUCAAUAUGAGCAGCGGUGCUUCGUUUGACGGUAUUCCAACUAUGGGGGUGUACGCCGGUGCGAAGGCUGGAUUAGAUGCACUUACCAAGAUCCUCGCUAAGGAGAUUUCUCCAUUCAAUAUUCGCACCUUAACCGUCGUUCUCGGAACCUUCAACACCAAUAUGCCUAACUCGGCAGUUUUGGGUAGGACUCCUCUACCGGAGGGCUAUAAGGGAACCUUUACCGAGCAGGUUCAGGGUCUUCUGGUUAGUGGGAUGAUCAAGCCCAAUGGUGACAAGGACAAAGCAAUGCAAGCUGUGUACCAGGUCGUUACAGGCGAGGGAUUUGGCGAAGGGCGUCAAACCGAGAAGCUUCUUCCUCUGGGGAGUGAUAUGACCCCUCGACUGAAAGGAGUCCAGGAAUACCUCGGACACGCUUUGGACGUGUUUGGCUCUGUGACAAACAGUGUGGAUGUCGAUAAAUAA